CCGUACCAGUUUCAACUUAGUCUUGCGCCACCCUGCCUGACAUGCAGUCGUAAUUCACGACCAGAACAUAUCACUGUGUACGUAUUCGCACUGGCAGAAUGGCAACGCACAGCUGCACCUGAUAGAGGCAACAGCACCAGAUCGGCCCUGUGCACUCUUCUCACAACACGAACACGUCGAACAAUGCCACAUUUUUCACAAAAUUUUCACUAAUCACGAAAUGACUAGUUUUUACUAUUGCACUUGUUAACUCGCACAGUAGUUUGUAAGACAUAAUAUACAACGCACUGCACCAUUGCACCGCACUCGAGGGGCACACCGUUACAAGAUGCACAUAAGUUCAUUAACGACGAGCGUAUUUAUUUGGUGGGUUUGGUUCGGAAGCACAGCAGCGUUCGCGCUGCCUAGAACUAAAGAAUACAGAGGAUCAAGCGAAGUUGUCUCGGGCAAGAAUGGCGUCGCAGGGGAGCCAAGCUGCGAAGAGCUGAAGGCGAUGUGGAGGUUUUCCAAACGUCAGAGCAGAGCAGCAGAGAUCACAAAUGAAAUACCCAUGUAUAGAGACCCCUUUUCCGAUAACGUUUGGGAACCUUAUUAUGCUACCUCUAGGAGUAUGGGAGGUAUGCGAAUGGGCGGCAAGUCCAAAGGCCGGCCUGUCUUUGGUCGCGUGUAUUACAAGGCCCCAUUACGCAUCCAAGACUUGGCCGAAAGAAAUCGAGCCUUCGAAGAGGUAGCCAAGAUGUAUGGAACGGUUCAGAGACAAACCGAGCCAAGAAGGAGGAUAACAGCGUUCAGAUUGUCAGGAGGAGGUCAUCUACCUUCCCUCGGCCUUACUCCACAAAGUGGAAGUUUCCAGCAUCUGAAGGAGCUAAUUAGAACAGAGCGUGCCAGAGAGCUGCAAGAACAGCGGAUGGCGGAAGAAGUAGCAGCUCGUGCAGCCGCUCUUAAGGAGUUAGCUGGAAGUCACCGGAGUCAGGCAAACUAUCGUGAUAUAAACUACAAUUAUGACAUUGAUGGAAGAGAGGAUCAGCGAGAAAGUUACAUGGGUCGCGGCGGACUUUUAGGUUUCCCAGAUUUGUUGGUCCCAUCAUCUCGGCAAGACCCUGAUGACACACGUUUCAUCCAAGAUUAUGGCUAUUCAAGAGAUAGGCCUAGAGCCCAGAGCUCUUCACUCUUUGACACCAGUUCAUUUAACGUCGACGAUUUUGACGGACUGAUGCUGUAAAAGUGCGUUAGUGGUCGUCGGAAAGUCCAUUUGGUUCAAUGUUUUAUCCAUCAUAUUAUUCCAUACAGCUUGUAUGCUUUAUACUUGAGAUUGAACUUUGACUUUGACGUGCUAUUACACAUAAUCGUAUACAAAACUAGAUAGGUUUAUUAGAAGUAGGUGUAAAAAUUAAGACUAUGGAGAGAUCUGUAAAAUAAUGCGAACUCAUUGUUGACUCUAAGAUAUAAAUGUUUUAUAGUCUUUUAGGAUGUGGACUGAUUUUUAAAUAAAUUUUUCGGCAAGGCCAGGAUUUUUGGAUGCUAUUUUGAUAAAAAUCUUCGUGCAGAUACACACUUAUUUUUCUAUCAUUCAUAUUAUUCUUAUGUGAUCAUGAGAGGCUGGUAUGAUCCAUAUUCCAAUCGCGCCACUGUUACCUUACGAUUGUUUUUAUCAUUUUCGCAUCCUCUUGCUUGUAAAAUGCCAUGACAUUUGUAAUUAGUACCAUUUUAUCACGUUGGCCUGAUAUUUUUCAUCAACGAUAUCCUGUUAUUCUAAGUCCACCGAUUUUCAGUUUUGAGCCCGUUUAAGAUACCACAUGUUGGGGAUGAAAAAUAUGAGGUGGUUUCUAAUGUCACGACGGACACUAUUUUAAUGCUUUUUUAUAUUUGAAAAAAAAAAAGGAACAAACUUGUUAGGUACAAUAGAUAUUGUUGGCACAAUCUUGAAACACCCAACCAGAAUUAUUUUGUUGCGACGGCUUCGGUAAUGAUGCAUAUGAAUACAGCCAUAUCACCACCAACACUACAGAUCCAAACCGAAUAGGAACAUAUCACAAAAUUCUAUCAAUCAAAAAGAAUAUCGCUGGUACAACAUAUCUAGAUAUUAAAAUGGCAGGUAUCGUUAAAACAUCCGAGCGGCAAGCAAGUUUUCAAACAAAGGCCUAAUACCACUUUCAGUAUUAAUGUUGAUAUUACAUAUAACAAGUCUUCCCUAAUAUUAGAAUAACUAGACCCGUAGUUUAAGAAUGCAACAUCUGCACAGGAACAGUUAUCUGUAGUUCAUCAUCACAUCCGCUUACGUUCAAAUUUACAUCAUCAAUCUAUCUUAACGCGAAGUACAAACACUGGUCAGGUUAGGUCUACAAACCACGAGUGUAAAUUUUUACGUAAGGAUGUAAAGGUGUGGUACUUGACGGAAAGUUUAAUUGAAAUAAUGUGAUGAAUUCGACAAUAACAAAGUUUUAUUUUUUGGAUUCUGAAAUAUUCUGAUACAUCUAUUUAAACUACUUCUAAUUAUUUAAAGUGCAAUUUAAAUGUUUAGAAUUAGUCGGCUGAUCUGCAGUGACAAUAAAUUUUCGUCAAUUUCAUCCUAUUAUUAUAAAAAAUUAUGGAAGGAGUGUCUGUGUUGGCGAAACCAAGGGCCAACGUUUUACCAACAUAAAUGCUUCGUCUAAAUAGAACUAAUCAUAAGUAGAUGUAUGUAUUUUUAAUAGCAACAUUCUGAACAUUGUCAUCAGUGCAUGUUUGUAUCUGUAUUAUGCUGUAACGCCCUUUGUCUCCAAUCAUAUCUAACAACUCUCAAUCCAUUAUGUAUUCUGUGAUGUAAGAAAUACUGACAAUAGAAACAAACACCUUGUGUGGGGUCUGAAUUAUCAAUUCAUUACCACCUAUAAUAGUAGCAAAUUAUUUUAUAUGUAAUAUUUGUAUGUAACUAUACGUACCUAUAAGCAGAAUAAAUUAUAUUAGCAAGCAUCAA
This is a messenger RNA of Zophobas morio, 2956 nucleotides long. RefSeq lists its product as uncharacterized. Lineage: Eukaryota; Metazoa; Arthropoda; Insecta; Coleoptera; Tenebrionidae. Bases 329 to 1222 code for a protein of 297 amino acids. The transcript is spliced from 6 exons. The record is from RefSeq and is a predicted model, not a curated record.